ACAACAAAUCAAGAGACAGGCUCUAAAAAACCAGCACUAAUCGAAGAAAUAGUUGGGUACAGAAAAGUGGCAGAUAAAGAAAAAAAAGAUGAAAGAGAACAAGAGCUGAUUUUAAUAGAAUUAGAAGAACAUAUAAAGAGUUUCAUAAGAUG
Messenger RNA from Dentiscutata heterogama, 152 nucleotides. The record is from the annotation of a GenBank genome assembly. NCBI's taxonomy places the organism in Eukaryota, Fungi, Glomeromycota, Glomeromycetes, Diversisporales, Gigasporaceae.